AUGGCGGCGGCGAGGCGCGACGGGCCCGGGCCGGCGGCGGCCAAGGCCAAGGCGGGGGCGGCGCCCCGCGGGCCCGGCCGAAAGCGGCGGUGGAGGCCCGUCCUGCUGAGCAGCGUGGUCGGCAGCGUCCAGGAGGGACGGGGAUUUGCAUUUCGGAGGAAGCAAAAGAUUGAACGGCAGUACAGGAAGUUGCUGAAAAAGAGAAGGCAGGUGCAUUCCCAGCAGGAUGAUCAGUUUGCAGAUACCUACCCAGAGCACUUGAAGCAUCUUUACCUGGCAGAGGAAGAAAAGCUUAAGAAGCGGCGCAGGACUCCAGAGGAUUCGGUGUCAUCAGAAGAAAAGCUUAAUAAAGCAGCAGAGUCAGUUGGGACUCAAGAGAAGUUUAAAAAUAAAACAUCCAAUCAGAAGGCAAAAGAAGAAUAUGAGAAAAUAAAGGCUGAGCAUGCUAGAAAGAAAGAGGAAGCAGAAAAAAGAAAACAACAAAGAGAAGAAGCUCAACGGUUGUACAAGAAAAAGAAAAUGGAAGCUUUUAAAAUACUGAGUAAGAAGACAAAAAAAGGACAGCCAAAUCUAAAUUUACAAGUAGAAUUUCUUCUUCAGAAAAUACAGCAAAAUACAUAACCCCUUAUAUAUUUAAGUUAGCUGUGGACAUUUUAUUAUUAUUAUUACAUUUAAUAAAUAAUGUCUUUUUGCUUCCAUA
Messenger RNA from Melospiza georgiana, 700 nucleotides. RefSeq names its product coiled-coil domain containing 59 (gene CCDC59). Bases 1 to 621 code for a protein of 206 amino acids. Lineage: Eukaryota; Metazoa; Chordata; Aves; Passeriformes; Passerellidae. Gene Ontology annotation, cellular component: nucleus. The record is from RefSeq and is a predicted model, not a curated record. The transcript is spliced from 4 exons.